Lethenteron reissneri (Far Eastern brook lamprey) is the source of this 2501-nucleotide messenger RNA. It is a transcript of the gene MORN4, whose product is annotated as MORN repeat containing 4. The record is from RefSeq and is a predicted model, not a curated record. Gene Ontology annotation, cellular component: cell projection. NCBI's taxonomy places the organism in Eukaryota, Metazoa, Chordata, Hyperoartia, Petromyzontiformes, Petromyzontidae. Gene Ontology annotation, biological process: response to axon injury.
GCGGCGAGAGCCACCGGGCGCUGUUGACAGCUGCACGGGAACGUAGAGGGGACUGGGCCCCUUCAAUAAAAAGAUAGUAGCCCAUCAAGAAUAUUCACGUAGUGGAAGUCAAGGAAUGGCACUUUUGCACACAGCGUCCACGAAAGACGUGAUCAUGACGCUAAUGAAGGGCUCCUUUACAUAUGCCACUGGGGAGGAAUACCAAGGAGAAUGGAAGGAAGGGCGAAGGCACGGGCUCGGACAGCUGAGAUUCACGGAUGGCACACACUAUCUGGGCCAGUUUGAGAAUGGGCUGUUUAGUGGCUGUGGCGUUCUCGCCUUUCCCGACGGCUCCAGAUUUGAAGGCGAGUUUUCUCAAGGAAAGUUUCAUGGCGUUGGUGUGUUCUCAAGAUCCGAUGGGAUGAUGUUUGAAGGAGAGUUUAAGAACGGCCACGUGGAGGGAUAUGGUUUGCUGACCUUCCCAGACGGUUCCAAUGGCUUGCCGCGGAACGAAGGUAUUUUUGAGAACAAUAAGUUGUCCAAGCGUGAGAAGUGUGGGGCCAUUGUCCAGAGAGCUCAGGCUGCAGCAAAGACAGCCCGUGGCCUUUCUGUGUGAAUACGCUAAAUUCCCAUGUGAUCAGGUUUUUCGCCCAAAACUAGGACAUUUGGCGUUCUUUAGAAGUGGUCGCAGAUGUGAGAAGAAUGUUAGAUUACGUCUAUAAUCUCAGAGCGAUUGAUUUUCUUUUGCAAUGUGGAGAAAAAUAUAUCCAUUUCAUAAAAUGUACCAUGUUGUGGCUCAUAGUUUUAUUUUAAUUAUUUUUAUUUAAAUCUAUUCACUGUUCAAUGAAAUGCUCUGGAUCACACACCUGUCAAUGGCAUUUUGAAAAACAUAGCCUGACCUAUUUUUAUUCAAAUUGCGGUAUGAUUAAAAUAAAUUCCACAUAAAAAUCUGAAUUUAAUAUGCCGCAGAUGUAUUAUAUACACUUUCUAAGAAGAAAAAAAUCCCCAAUACAUUUCAAUGACUGAAGUAUAAUUAUAAAGCUCUGAAACAUGAAGAUAAAACCAAGCACAGUACAUCUGUGUUGUUACAAUAAAAAGUAUUGGCUAAACUGUAAAAAAAUAUAUCAUUUUUUGUUUUAAUUUCCUUUCUAGAUCAAGCAUGGCUUAGAAAAUUAGUUACAGAUGGAAGUGUGAUAUUUUUAUAUUGUCCUUUGUUGGAUAGUGGAUGAGGGGUGGGCAUUUGUCAUGAUGAUAACCGCUCAAGUGAUUUAUAUAAAAAUAUCAGUCUAUGCAUGGGUAUUGUGUAUAUAAAUCUGCAAGGGCACAGAUGUAUUUAAACAUUUUACUGUGAUCCAACGUAAGAUGUGUAAAAUGUCCUAUUGUUGAAGGCACAACAUUUCCUGUUCUUCACAAAGGCUAAAAAUCAAAUGGACUGUGCUUUUUUGAAUGUGCCUUUGCAGAUUUUCAGUUGACCCUUAUCAGCACGUUACUUUUCUGUCAGGUUGGUAUGCAUGCUGAAAGGACUCCUUAUGUUUACCUUUGUGCUGCAUUCGCCCAUUUUUUUCUUCUGGCAAUAAGACGCCCUCUUGUGUAUUUAUUACAGAUUUGCAUUUUUUAUACUUAGAAAAAGGUACCGGUUUUGGCUGUGAAAAUGAUUGCACUCGCUUUGUAGAACAUUGGUUUUUCUGAUAAACAUUUGCCAUGCUUCUGCUGGAAAAUUGUGUUGUCGAAUUAAACCAAUUAGUACGAAUUCCAAACAAUAUGCACUAGCACCUGCAUGCAAAGCACCAAACGACGAAGCCUGUCUGCUAUGGAAAACAGCUCAUUAAGUAGGCAUGUGUGUUAUCACUGUAUAUGUAUCGGUCCUCGACUUUUUCAUUUACCUUAUUCACGUUCUAUUUUCAGUGUAACUUACAUUAUUGUGUCAUUUAUAAAUGUGUUUGCAAUAAACGGUUUGGAUUCAUACAUUGAAAUUCAUGGACAAUUACAUCCUUCUUGGAGUUUCUUACAGGCAUAUGUACAUGUAAAGAGGCCCCCUUUUUCACUCCACCGCUGGAUGAGGGUAUCUUGGGAACCCGGGGCUAUUUGACCAUACUUCACCACGUUGGUCGGUUGGGGGCUGUUAGCUCAAAUGUCAUGCAGGGAUAUACACAGACGCAAUCCCAGAUGAAGGCUUUAGCGAGACCCCCACACAGCAUCUAAACCCAGUCUGAUCACUUGAUUAAAGAUUGAUUGAGCGAGUUGUGUGCACACCAUGUCACGGCCAAUUGAUAGACUAAAUCGUGCAUUAACGGCGUGUCUGAGAGCAUUGUGGAUGCGUUCUGGUGUUAAGUAAACUAAUUCACUUAUUUAGCACACAUAGGAUACACCGUAUCUCUUCCGUCGCUUAUUUUUUUGUAAUUACAUUAGUCUUUUCUCCAACCUGUCAUAAUACACUUUUAGAAAAGGCGGAUUGUUUUACUGUAGCAAUCUCCGCCAGUCAGUUGGAUUUUCCGUGCACGUGUGGUACCGUUAGCACUCUC